GUGGGCAACUUGGAUAUAGAGGUCACGUGAUCAAUUUCCCGCAAGAUGUUCAAGGAUUUAUUACAAAGUUACCUCAGGAUCCGGCUACAAUUGAUACUUUAGUUGUUCGACGAACUGGUCAAAAUUAUUCUACAUUUCGUGACUUUAAAGUCAAACGUAUGAACAUCUUAGUAUGGUUAAA
Molecule: messenger RNA, 181 nt
Organism: Racocetra persica
Lineage: Eukaryota; Fungi; Glomeromycota; Glomeromycetes; Diversisporales; Gigasporaceae
Source: the annotation of a GenBank genome assembly